Amborella trichopoda is the source of this 8266-nucleotide messenger RNA. It is a transcript of the gene MBD9, whose product is annotated as methyl-CPG-binding domain 9. NCBI's taxonomy places the organism in Eukaryota, Viridiplantae, Streptophyta, Magnoliopsida, Amborellales, Amborellaceae. Gene Ontology annotation, molecular function: protein binding. The record is from RefSeq and is a predicted model, not a curated record. Gene Ontology annotation, cellular component: nucleus.
GCCAUUAGCUCUGCAACUCCUUGUUUCCUCAGAACGAGAUAAUCCACUUAUUGAGCCUGAAGAUCAUCGAAAGACGCGUUCUUUCCUCUAGCGAUGGCUCCUUGUUGCCCGGGAACCAGAGAAACCACUCCAUUGUCGCAACAAUCACCUAAAAAUGUGGUUUAUACCCUUGAGAAUCACCUGAGUCCCCUAUAUGCCCACAAGCUUUGAGCUCUGCAACUCCUCCUCGCCCUAAAGCCACAAUACUCGCUCCAUUCCGAUCACUAGCGCAACUAAAACCACCUUGUACCCUUAACAAAUACCGAAAUUCCCAUAUUGUCCUAACCACCAUGAGCUCUGCAACUCCCUCUUUUGGCAAAAAAGUAUAGAAAAACCAUGGAUGAGGGCUCAGAGAAGAAGGAAAUGGGCCCUAGAAGUGGCAUAUCUCUUCUCUUUAUUGACCUCAAUGAGAUCCCAACCAGUAGUGGUAGUAACAGUGGGCUUGAGCCCACUUCCCCCGAGACCUAUGAGCUUGUGUGCCAGAUCCACAAGCCCAGGAUUGAACCCGUGCGUGGUCCUGCAGAGUCACCUGGUGAAACCGGGGUCGGUUUGUGUCCUAUUUGCGGGAGGUUGGAGUCCAGGGGUGGAACAGUAAUUUGUGACGCUUGUGAGAGUGGCUUCCAUUUGGGGUGCGUCAAGCUUAGGGUUAGGAGUGCUUCCUUGCUCGAAGAUUGGAUUUGUCCUAAUUGCCUGGGCGGUGGGGCCCGAAGCCGUCGAUGGGCACUUGGGUGGCAGAGGGAGCCUGCGAGGAUGAUUGAUAUGAAUGCUCCCCCGCCCAAUGAGAGUGAGGGCGAGUUUGAGGACAUUGAUGGGGUUUCGAGGAUGCACAAACUUUGCAUGGACUUUGACAAAGGCGCUACUCUGGAAUCAUUUAUGCCGUCUUCUCAUUUGGGAAAUGAAUCAAAUGGUUUCCUUUUAAAACACUUAGGUGUACCAAAUAACAUGAUGAAAUCUGUGUCCAUUGGAAAACUGCAACAUGGACUUGAGAAAGGCAAUGCUUCAAACACUGAUGUUCCAUGCACUCCAACUCUUGAGAAUCCUCUAAGUAUCAAUACGCUGAAUUCAGCACGAGAAGAGAUUUUUUUGCAAGAACUGAAAAAAUUUAUUCUAGAAAGAAAUGGGGUUUUAGGAGAAGGUUGGCAUAUUGAGUUCAAACCAUUCAGCGAUAAUGAAGUCUAUGCUGUCUUUUGUGCUCCAGAUGGUCACAAGUUUCAGUCAAUGUUUGAUGUUGCUCAUUAUAUUGGAGUUUUGGACAGCAAUUCUCAUCUGGAUGCUAUAGAAAGGCUUGAAAACUCAACUUCGGGCCAGAAGGGUUUACCUUUGCGGAGAAAGAGAAAGGCAUUGGCUAGACUGAAGUAUGCUGAUCAAGAUUCAUCCAGAAGUAAAUAUUUGAUGGAGAAUGAGGAAGCUGGAAUGAGGGAGACUGUAGAAGUUCCAUCUGAUAUUGAUACAGAUCCCAGUGCUUAUAAUUUAAAGUGUGAUGAUCGAACUUCAGAGGGUAUGGCGGAGAAGUGUGAUGAUCGAAGAACUUCAGAGGGUGUGGUGGAGGAGUGUGGCUCACUUGGAAGUUCUCAUCAUCUCAAUGUUGAUUUCCCAGUGCAAUAUGGAGAUUUCUUUCUUCAUUCUCUGGGGGGCAUUGAUGCUCGACCGUCAUAUCACAAUGCUACUCAAAUUUGGCCUGCUGGUUAUAAGUCUAGCUGGCAUGACAGAAUAACUGGGUCACUAUUUACCUGUGAGGUGUCUGAUGGGGGUGAUACUGGACCAGUGUUCAAGGUCAGAAGAUGUCCUUGCUGUAAAACUUCUAUGCCAAUUGGGUCAAGCAUCCUUGUGCAUGCAAAAGCUGACCUUGAUAUUGCAAAUGACCAAGGGAAAUUAGAAAGUGAACACCCUACUGUCGAGGGGGAAUGCGACAUGGAUGAUGAUCUUCACAUGCUUCUCUCAGAUCCGAGUGAUUCAGUUUCUUCCUGUUUAUAUCCCCUUCAGGACCAUGAUUUUUGUGCUCCUCUGCGCUUGCAAGAAGCCUGCCUUGAUACACGUGGAGAGAGAACUUUGUCAUCACCCCAAGUUAAAAAUGAUUUGAGGGAUGAAAUUGGUGAAUUUUUUGUUGAAGGGAGAACAUCAUCUUCAGUAUGGAACUUGGUGUGUCAGACCCUUAUUGAUGCAUGCUAUGAAGCUCUCAGGCAUAAAGGUUCCCUGCAGCUUUUUUGCUGUCAUGACACUGGAGAGGUAUCCCCAUCAUAUUCCCCAACUACAGGCAGUCAGGGUAUGUUAAGCAAAUUUUGCAGUGAUAGAGGUCCUUUGAAGAUCCCAUGCGUCUUCAAUAGCGAACAAGAUCUAGAGGAUGCAUGCAUUGAACUUGUGAAAUGGCUUGAUCGAGAUAGAUUUGGACUUGAUGUUGAAUUUGUGCAGGAAUACAUAGAACGCCUUCCUGGUGCCCUUGAUUGUUUUAAGUAUGAACCUCUUUCCACAAGGAGCAACUACUCAACAUCUCAAACCGUCGGAAGUGGUUUUCUUCUUGUGAAACGGAAGAGGGAGCUUUUAUGUGAUGGGGGGGAACCCUUGGUUGAUGUACCUCUGGAGCUAAAAAAAUCUAGGAAGAAUCAGUCCGCUGAAGACCUUGAAAUUGAUGAACACAGUCCUCCACCCGGUAGACCUUUGAGUACCAAGCUUCCUCCAGAGUUGGUUGGUGAUGUUUUUCAGGUCUGGGAACUAUUAGUGCGUUUCUAUGAUAUUUUGGGUUUGAAAGAGCCGCUUUCCUUUGAAGAACUUGAGGAGGAGCUUAUAGAUCCAUGGUUUGAGGAUACCAAUAUCUUGGAAAAAUUCGAAAAGGAGCUUCAGGAAUCCAGAGACUCAUCUGAGCAGAGUGGAAGUGAAAACCUGGGCCACCCUCCCCUUUCUUCCGUUUCAAAUUUUAGAUCAGAAGAUCCGCAUGCAUUUAUUCUCCUGGAAUCAGGAGCCAUGAAGGAGGCUUCUCUGGCUAAAGUGGCGUCACGCACAUAUGGCAGGUGCACUGGUGUAGCUUUGACAAGGGCUCAUGUGUCACUGUUGAAGGUCCUUAUUGGUGAGUUGCAGUCUAAACUUUCAGCCAUUGUGGAUCCAAAUUCUGAUGCUGGAGAAAUGAAGUCUAAACGAGGAAGGAAAAGAGAUUUGGAUAACUCUAUGACUGUGAAAAAAGCAAGGAUGGAUUUGUUGCCCAUUAAUGAGCUAACAUGGCCAGAGUUGGCUCAUAGAUACAUUUUAGCUGUUUCAGCUAUGGAUAGCAGCCAUGAUUCUGGGGAGAUUUCUAUUCGUGAGGCUGUGAAGCUUUUGCGCUGCUUGCAAGGAGAUGGAGGAGUACUCUGUGGUUCCCUUUCUGGAGUGGCCGGCAUGGAAGCGGAUGCCUUGCUGCUUGCAGAGGCUGAAAAACAAAUUUCUGGCUCAAUUAGGAGAGAAAAUGAUGCUGAUUUUAUUGAUUAUCAUGUGAUGGAUGUGGAUACUGCUGGGGAGAAGUCAGUGGCAAGUGGGACAGACAUCCCUGAGUGGGCAAAAAUGCUUGAGCCUGUGAGAAAACUUCCGACCAAUGUGGGAACCAGGAUUAGAAAGUGUGUCUAUGAUGCUCUGGAGAAAGAACCCCCUCAGUGGGCGAGAGGAAUUUUGGAGCACUCCAUAAGCAAAGAUGUUUACAAGGGUAAUGCAUCUGGCCCAACCAAGAAAGCUGUUCUCUCUGUUCUGGAGGAGGUGUAUGGUGAAGGGGUGCGCCCUAAACGGUAUAUGGAAAAGAAGGAAAGGCCAUUGCCCUCUGUAUAUGAGAUGAUUAUGAAAAAAUGCCGGAUUGUUCUACGCCUUGCAGUUGCUGCAGAUGAAAAGAAGACUUUCUGCAAUUUACUGGGGACAACACUUCUAAAUGGGAAUGACAAUGGGGAAGAGGGCAUCCUUGGUCCUCCUGCUAUGGUGUCUCGGCCUCUGGAUUUCCGAACCAUUGACUUAAGAUUGGCUGUAGGUGCCUAUGGUUAUUCCCAUGAGGCAUUUCUUGCAGAUGUUAGGGAGGUUUGGCAUAACAUAGCCACUGUUUAUGGUGACCGUUCUCAGCUCAUGCAAUUGGUUGAAUCACUCUCCCAAAAUUUCGAGUCAUUGUAUGAAAAAGAGGUUGUCAGCCUCGUCAAGAAAAUUGUUAGUGGGGCUGAUGCUGGUGGUUUGAAUGGUGCUGAAGUUAGAGACGAUGAUUCUUGUGCUCAUGGGAGUGAAAUCACUAAAGCUCCUUGGGAAGAGGGUGUUUGCAAAGUUUGUGGCAUUGAUAGGGAUGAUGAUAGUGUGUUAUUAUGUGACAGUUGUGAUUCGGAGUAUCAUACUUAUUGCUUGAAUCCUCCACUUGCCAAGAUUCCAGAUGGAAAUUGGUACUGCCCUUCAUGUGUUGCGGGUCAAUCAAAUACUCGAGAAAUGGCGUCAAUUGCUCAAGUGUCACUUGGGUAUCCACUAAAGCGAAGGUUUCAGAGUGAGGAGGCCCGUUCUUAUUCAGAGGCAUUGAAUGAAUUGGCAGUCACAAUGAGAGACAAAGAGUACUGGGAAUUUGACAUAGACAAGCGCAUAUUCCUGCUGAAGUUCUUGUGUGAUGAAGUGUUGAAUUCUACAGUCAUUCGUGAACACCUUGACCAAUGUGCUGAUAUAUCUGUCGAUAUGCAGCAGAAAUUACGCUCCCAUGCUGUAGAAUGGAGAAACCUAAAAUACAGAGAGGAAAUGCUGAUGAAAUCUUCACAGAAAUACACUGGUAGACUCAAUUGUGAUGCAUUUCAGGAGGAAGCACAGGGUUCUCUUCUUGGGAAUAAUAGUAGAUUGGCAGGACAUAACCAAGUAUAUGUAAAUGGACCUGCCUUUGAUUUCUCACUUUUAGGGAAUUCUCAGCAAGGAAUUCCUCCUAAUUCUGAGGGUAUCCAGAGAGAGAGUGGGUUUACAGAUACUGGUUCACCAUACUUGAGCAACAUGGCUGAUACGAAUUAUGAUGGAAACGGCCCUCACACUUGUGAUCUCUUGGAGCUGUCAAAUGGUGGAGGAAUUAAUGUUUACAAUGUGGGACACGGGGUAGUCAGAUUUACUGGAAUAUCAGAUCCCCCAAGAAGUGUUCAGAGCAGUAUAGACAAGGUCAUCGGUUUAAAUGCCCCUAUGAAUGAUUCUAUACAUCCAAACAUGGUUGGUGUUCCAGAAAUGUCGUGUUUUUCUUCAGAGAUUAGAAGGUCACAGCUAGCAGAUCAUACUCCAGCUGAAGGCAUUGAUUCUGCAUCUGUGAAAUCAGUUCCGUUAGCAAAUGGUAUGUUAGAAACACUGUCACAAGUUCAUGAGGAUGCCUCAAAUGUUCGAAUGGAUGUUAAUCUUGUGCCCAGUCCAGUGAACCCUAUAAAGCAUGACCUCCUGGUUUUGCAGGAAACAAUUGCCAGUGUAGAGUCAGAGUGCUCAAAAAUGUCUCUAAGAAAGGAGUUUUUGGGCAGGGAUUCUAUUGGUCGGUUGUACUGGGCUUUAGGGCGACCUUACAGAUCUCCACGAUUGGUUGUUGAUGGAAGUAUGGAGCUGCAAGGAAAGAGAAAGAGACCUGAUGUGGGCUAUGAGCCCUCUUCAAACCCUUCAAAUGGUUUACCUAUGAAUUUUUCUGUUCUUUCUAGUGAAGAGAUGUAUCCCCAGAAACAUUUGCCCUCUCAAUCAAAACUGAGGAAUUACUCAUGUGAUUCCCUUGGAUGUAACUCAUAUCAAAAGUAUGUUACAUUUGUUCCUCAUUUUCCUUUUGUUUGCUAUGAAUCUGAAUCAGAAAUUCAGAGUCUGAUUGAUUGGUUGGGGACUUCUUAUCCAAGUGAUGGAGAUUUGAAGGAAUGCAUCUUGCAGUGGCAAAAGCUUCGCCCUUUGCCACCCGUGAAUAUAAUUCCUAGUAGUUCCAAAAUGACAACAUCAAAGUGCUUUAAAAACAAUGAAAAAAAUAUUGCUCCUCAUUUGUUACUGACACGAGCUUCUAUUAUCUUGGAGAAAAAAUAUGGGCCAUGUUUGGAAUCAGAGCAGCAAGAUAUUCCAAAAAAACGUGGAAGGAAGUCAAAAGGAAAUUUUGAGGAGAAGAUGUAUCGGUGUGAGUGCUUGGAACCCAUAUGGCCUUCUCGAAGCCAUUGCCACUCUUGCCACAAAACAUUUUGCACUCAUUUGGAACUUGAGGGGCAUGAUGAUGGGCGCUGCAAUUCCAGUGUGCCUGUUCCGGAUGAAAGCAAGGAAAAUGAUGAUCCAUGUAAAGCGAAGAGGACCGGGCAUGAAUCUACCCGGCAAAAUAAUGGAAAUGAUGAAGCAGAUGUUUCUGAGGCAUCAAAAGGUGGAAAAGUGAUACUUAGCUCUAAUUUGCUUAACCAUCAUAAGAGUGGGUCACAGUGUCCUUAUAGCCUUGAAGAGAUAAGCAGGAAGUUCAUCACAAAAAAUUCCAACAGGGAAUUGGUGCAAGAAAUUGGUCUAAUUGGUUCAAAAGGUGUUCCACCACUUGUACCAGGUCCAUCUUAUAUUCAAGAAGAUGGAAUUUGUAUUUCUGAAGAACCGUUGUUUGGUUUACCUGGAGAAAUUGCUACUGCCUCUCAUACUGGUGUUUCAGUUGAAACCAGUCCGGGUACCUCAGAUUCACCUCUCAGCUGUGCAGUUAAUGAGGGGUCAUCAAAAAUUCAAGGGAACUCAAUUGAUAUUUCUUGCCAGGGAGAGGUUGCUCCAAGUUUCCCGAACUUGGUACAAAUUGACAAGUUUACUGUUCCUGACUCUUCAUUGAAGCCUAUGCUGGGAAGGGUUUCACAGAUUCUUAGAAGGCUCAAGAUAAACCUACUUGAUAUGGAUGCUGCCUUGCCAGAGGAGGCACUAAAGCCAUCAAGAGGACACUUAUUGAGACGGUGUGCCUGGCGUUCUUUUGUCAAAACUUCAGAAUCGAUAUAUGAGAUGAUCCAAGCUACAAUCAUUCUAGAAGACAUGAUCAAGACGGAGCACUUGAGAAGUGGUUGGUGGUAUUGGUCAUCCCUUUCGGCUGCAGCAAAGACAUCCACCAUCUCGUCUCUUGCUCUUCGAAUAUAUUCACUGGAUGCUUCCAUCAUAUACCAGAGGCUCCCUCCUGACCCAAGUGAAAACCCUAAGCCCUGCAAGUCCAGCAAGAAGCGAAAAGAUCCAGAUGGUUGAACGACAUUAAUUGGCUUAGCUCAUAUUUGUUUUUUCCCCCCUUUGGGGAGCUUGUAAUUAGGGCAGAGUGCACGAGUCAUAUUAGCUUUCCUUGUGAAUCUUGGCUCUGAUUUAUGAGUGAGAAGACCGAUUCUGCCCUUUACUUCCUGUUCGGGCGAAGCUCCAACCUGAACAAACAUAUUGGUGAUUUAUCUUGUCGCUCCAGUUUUCGAGGUCAUCACUCAAAAGAGAGAGCCCUUUAACCUGGAUGAAACAGCCAUAGACUAAUCGUAUGUCAGUUUCGUAUGAUUCUGUGAAAUUGGUAUCAGCUUUUUGUGCUUUUGGUGAUGGCUCUGAGCUAUACUUUUAAUGGGAGGGGAUUGUUGCAGCUAUACCUUGUGGCUGUGGUUUUCAUCUCAGUUGGGAUGGAAACGAAUAGAAGGAAAUUUGCAAAUAUGCUUUCAGACCCUCAAGAGACACGCAUGAAUCAUUUAUCCAUUAUCUGUGCAUCUUGUGUAUAUAUGAAACACUGACCCCCUAACCACCCAGAGUUGAGAGGUGCCCUUAUUUUGAUGCACUUCUGGAGUGGAAGCAUUUUUGGUUAAGUGCGUGGUGGGUGGUGGGUUUCUCCAUGUAAUUUGCAUAUGGCUUCAAUACCUUGGAACCCUAGAAGUGAUUCAGACACUGGUCUCUGAUAAGGGUGCGGCUCAGCUCUUCAUGGAUGUUCUUAGAAGCUUCUGUUAGCUGGGUUUUUUAUGUGGAUGACACGCUAAGAUGGGAACUGGUAUUUUUUUGUGUCUUGGAAGGCUACCUGAAGGACUUAAACUGAGUUCUUUUUUCAUGGAAGAGGACCUGAAAUGACUCAGUAUAGAUGGACUAAUCAGAUAGACAAACAGGUGAGCCCUUACGUCUUUCCAUUGUAGAAAAAGCAAAAUGAGGCGGGGCAUCAUUCUUUGUAUGUUAUGUAGUUUUGGUAGCGCAAUAUGACAGAGGUAUACAUCUUGUAAGCAAGCAUGCACGUAUCUAGGCAUUCUUGUGCAAUUUAAAUGGAAUGCACAUUUUGGUCUCAUAUUGAAACCUUCCUAGUUUUGUUUGA